GGAAAUGCAAUUAAAAAAAAAGUUUUGACUAACGUUGUCAGCCAUUUUAUUUUGGGCGUCGUCUUGGUAACAACGUAUUUCCGGCUUUGUUACGACUGGCUUUUGUAGCGUACAGUUAGAUGCAUGGCGACUGGAUUUAUGCGGAUUAUAAUCAGAUAAAGGAAUUUGUCAUAGCGUCGUCCAUUUAGAAGAAAUCUCAUCUACAAAUAACCAGGGAUAUUAUAUUUUAGAAAAAUUAAUAUCCAUCCACACAAAUACCAAUAAUUUUUCCUCAUAAAAAAAUAAGAAACAAUAAUUAUUGCGUAAAAAAGAAAAAAUAAUCAUAUUUUUGCUUUUCCAACGUUUAAUUAUUGAGCAAUUUUUUUUUUCUUUCUUUUGAAUACUGUAUUAACUAAAAAGAAAAAUGAUUUUUCAUUUUUUGUGAUACAUUUUCACCUGAAAAAUAGAAAAAAAAAAACAAAAAAAAAGACAUUAUUCGUUGCUUAAAAAUAUCCAUGUCAUGAUUACGUCAUAUUGGAGUUUCAACAAUUAGAUCCAGAAAGAAAAUUAUUUAUUUAAUAUAAAAAUGCCUCGAAUUGAUCCACUCUCGUUGCUGAAAUGUCUGAGCGUUCUACUUGGACCAACUGGAGGAAUUAAAAGCAAGGAUGAAGUACAUCGUCUUGCCAAUCUCAUGACAAAGUUUUCGAAAAAACUUGUAUCAAAAUGUAUCUACAUACAAAUAUUAAAAACAACAAACACCGAACUUCUCAGCCAGUUCAUGACUGCAGGUGGCUGGAAUUUGGUACACUCUUGGCUGUCUGAUGGUAUAGUGUCUAAAAAUUGGGCUCUUCUACAAGAACUUCUUGAACUUUUACUUCUAUGUCCAGUUGAUAUUGAAAGAUUAAAAAGUAAUAAUUGUCCAAAGCUAAUAAAAGGUUUAUCAAAAGAAGCUAAAGAUUUAACAGUACGUUCAUCAGCUGGUAAACUUGUUGAUCAAUGGUUAAAAUUAGUUAAAAGUGAAGUUACACCACAUCCAGUAACUCCAAAUAUUAAAUUAAAUAUUGAUAAUGAAACAACGAAAAAUCAAACAAUAACUAUUAAUGAUAAUAAUGAACAAGAAACAAAUGUUAUGAUUAGUAAACUUGAUGAUGAUAGUGAUGAUAAUGAUAAUAAUAUUAAUAAUGAUGCAACUGUUGAAAUGAAUGACUUAGAAUUAAAAAAUAAUUGUGUAGAAUUAAUUGAUACUAAUAAUAUUAAUGAUGAACAAGAUAAUAAUAAUGAUGAAGAAGUAGUAGAAGAAGAAGAGGAGGAAGUAGAAGAGGUAGAAAAAAACUUACAAGAGUAUCAAAAUGCUGAUAAACAAAUAAAUGUAAAACCAGUACAAUUUAAAAUUAUUAAUAAAACAUUACCAGGUCAAUCACAACCAACACAAAUAAGUAAACAAUCAUUUGUUGUUUAUCCAGCAGCUAAAAAUAAACAACCAGUUGGACCAGUAUAUAAAAUAAUAAUAAAAGAUGGUAAACAAUUAUUAAAAAAAGUUGAUACAGUACCUAAAAAUCUUAAAAAAGUAUAUAACAAUGAUAUAGAUAUUAAUAAUGAUAAUGAAUUGUGUGAUACUGAUGUUGUUGAUAAUGAAAAUUCUUUUAUUGUUGAUAAUUGUGAAGUGAAAAAAAUAACAAACAUUAAUAAUAUAAAAUCAACAACAGUUGAUAAUACUGACAAUAAUAAUAGUGAUGUUAAUAAAUCAAAUGACAAAGAGAAUCGUGAUUCACGUAAAAAAAAUGAUGAUAAAAUAACAACAUCAUCAUCGUCAUCAACUGCAGGAGCAACAACAGCAAGUGAUAAAAAACAUAGUAGUCAAUCAUCGUCAUCAUCAAAGAGUAAACAUAGUUCAUCAUCAAGUUCAAGAUCAUCAAGCUCAUCACAUCGUUCUUCCUCUCAUCGUUCUAGUAGUUCAAAAUCAUCAUCGUCGUCAUCAAGUAAAUCAUCUAGAGAUCGUGAUAGACAUCAUUCAAGUUCUAGUAAACAUAGUUCAUCAUCAUCAUCAUCAUCAAGUCGUAGUAAAACAGAUAAAGACAAAGAAAAAGAUAAAGAUAAAGACAAAGAUAAAGAUAAAAAAGAUCAAGCUGAAAAAGAUAAAGCAACACUUGAAAAAAUUCAAGGACAAUCAUUGAGUACUAAAUUUGGUAAAAUACCAAAGAAAAAAAGUGAUGAUGAUAAAAAUGAUACAACAUUGAGAAAAUCAUCAACAGAUUCACGUGAUAGUUCUAAAGAAAAUAAAGAUAAUAAAAAAAUUACAUCACCAAGCAGUAGUAGUAGUAGUAGUACAACAACAACAAAUAGUAAUAGUAAUAGUAUAUUAGAGAAAAAAAAUAUUUCAAUAUCAAUUGAAAAUAGAAAAAAUUCAACUGAUCAACCAAGACCAAAAACAGUUAAAACAUUUAAUUCGAAAUUUCGUUCAACUGGACUUGAAGAAGAAGUUAAACCACCACCAUCAAAAUCAUCAAUUAAAAAACCAAAUAUUAUAAAUGAUAAUAAAAAAUUAUUUCAACCAAAAUUAUCACUAAAAAGACCAUCACCAUUACGUGAUACUCCAAUAAGUGAUAAAAAAAUAAAAUUAUCAUUGGAACCACCAACACCAACUGGAGAAGAAAAAAAAGGAGCCAUCAAAUUAAUUGCUCCAAAACCAAAACCAAUGGUAUUGCAGGAGAGUGAUAUGUUUAUGGAUGCAUUGAUGACUGCCUCGACAAAAGGCAAAGAGCCAAGAAAAAGAAAAAGAAGAACAUCAUUGACCAAGGACGAUAAAAAUGAUACUAAAAAAUCAGAUGGUACCAAUGAACAAGGUGGAAAAGAUGAUGAAUCACCAGCAUCACCACCACCCAGUGAAAAAUCACCGUUACCAGUUAAACCUGAUUUUAAGUUUUAUCAAGAUACUUUGGAAACUGAUGAGGAUAAAGAAGAAAAAGAAAAAUCACAAGAUGACGAUGAAUCACAAGAUGACAAUGAUAAAAAUCGUACAAAUAGUGGUGAUGAUGAUGAAAGAAGUCAAACACCAACAAAUGAUGAUGAUUCAUCUGAUAAAAAACAUAGUCCACUUAGUCCAGAUUCUGAAGUACGUUAUGUUGAUGGUUUAAGAAGUGUAUUAGUUAUUCAAAAACGUAAAGGACCAAAAAAAUUAUUAAAAUGGAAUACAGAACUUGAAUCAAUACGUUAUUUUGAAUUGGAUGAAACAGAACGUGUUAAUGUUACAAAAACAUUUACUGAUAUGAAACAAAUGGAAAAACAAGGUGAACGUGAAGCAUUUCAAAUGGCAAGAAAAUUAAGUACUGAAGAUACAAUGGAAGAAAAAAUUAAAUGGCGUGUAUUAAUACCACUUGACUUACCACCAGCACUUGUUGAUCCUGGUAAAGAUUCAAAAGAACGUGAUAUACAAUAUGCCAGAGAAAAAAGUAUAUUACAAGCACUUUAUUUUAAUCGUGGUAUGAUACCAGAUUCACCAGCAGAACCAGAUGAAGAAAGACAUCAUGUAUUUAAAGAUCCAAUAAUAAUACCACUUGAUGAUUUAACUGGUAAUAAGGAAAGUGAAAAAGAUUUUUCAAUGUUAUCAUGGCCAGAACCAAAACCAAAAAUAUCAAUACCACCACCAUCAAUUAUACCACAACAACAAAUUAUAACACAAAAUCAACAAUUACAUUAUCAACAAUUUACCCAACAUAAUCAAAUGUUACCACCAAAUAUGCAAAAUGGUCCAAUGCAACAACAAAUUCCACCAAAUAUUAUGUCAUUAAAUACAAUUAAUGAAUUAAAUAAUACAAAUACAGGAAUUGGUGGUGGAGGAGGUUGGCGUACUGGUGAUGGUAAAGUUGUUGUACCUGAUGUUAAUAUUAUUGGUGGUGGUAAUAAUAUACCUGGACAAUUUGUCAGUGGUUUAGAUCCAUUAAUAAUGGCACCAACAAUCAUACCACCACCAAAUUUAUAUCAUCAACAACCACCAGAUAAUUUUAAUGGUUUUAUGGGAAAUGAUGAUAAUAAUUUUGGACAUAUGCAAAAUAAUUUCCAAGGUCCACCUGGUAUAUUUAAUAACAAUAACAAUAAUAGUAAUUUCCGUGGUGGUAGUGGUGGUAAUAAUAAUAAUGGUGGUGGAGGAGGAAAUGGUGUUAUGAUGGCUAAUCGUGGUAGAGGUGGUAAUAUACCUGUAUGGUUUAGAGGUGGUCCACCAGGUACUGGAGGUCCAGGUGGUUUACCACCUGGUGGCCCUGGUGGUCCUGGACCAAUGCGAGGUGUAUGGAAUAAUGGUGGUAGAGGCAAUUGGCGUAAUAAUGGUAAACCAGUGUGUCGACAAUUUGUUAAAAAUGGAUUUUGUCGAGUUGGUGAUAAAUGUCAAUAUUUUCAUCCUGGUCCAAAUUGUCCACCUUUUUAAUAUGAACCAGAUAUUUUUUUAUUUAUGAUUUUUUUAAUUUAUUUAAUUUAUGAAAAAGAUAUAGUACAAUGCAUUGACAAGGAAUUCAUUAUUCAUCCAGUUUAUUUAACAUUAGAUAAACUUUGUCUUCCUAUUGGUGUUGUUCAUUUUUUUUUUAUAUUGAUGAUAUAUACAUAUAUUUAUUUGUAAUCGACUGAGUCACUGCCGAAAUAAUCGAUUCUUAUUUAUUAUUAUUAUUAUUAUUAUCAUUGUAAAUUUGUCUUUUUUUUUUUUAUUGAUUAUAUUGACACGCUAGAUGUCUGAAAAUCAUAAAUCAAAAAUUGAUGGGGAAAAAAAAGGUGGUGGUAGAUACUGUGAUAGAUCAGAAAGGCCUC
Messenger RNA from Aphidius gifuensis, 4773 nucleotides. RefSeq names its product serine/threonine-protein phosphatase 1 regulatory subunit 10 (gene PNUTS). The transcript has 7 exons. Lineage: Eukaryota; Metazoa; Arthropoda; Insecta; Hymenoptera; Braconidae. The record is from RefSeq and is a predicted model, not a curated record. Gene Ontology annotation, molecular function: metal ion binding. Bases 566 to 4399 code for a protein of 1277 amino acids.